ACUCUGAACUUGUGCUGCGUAUGUGUGAGAAUGUGGUAUGAAAGACUCUUUGUGAAUGAGGUAGUUAUUAUUAUCAAGACACAAGACGGAUAGUCACAUGACUUUAUACUAUUCACUGAAUUUCCGCUUUAACGAACUAACAUCGGGUGCUCUUAGCCUAGCUGUUGAACUGGCUAGAUGUAUAUAUUCAUCCUAUAUAGAUUGUAAUAUCUGUGAAUUCUUGUGUGUGUCCCGGAAGCCUUUCUUGGGGUCAGAUUUGUAACUUCUUUGUAUGCAUCCGCUCCAGCUUGAUAACUAAUAUUUUCAAAGGAAGAAAAAAAAACAGAUUAACAGGUCGUAACAGUGACGUCUAUUGUGUUUCUUUCCUGUGGCAAGAAAUUCAGUGGUGGAUCCGGCAGAGUUGUUUUUUCAACAGAGAGAAAUCUCAAUGAUAAAAGAAAUCAGCAGGAGAUUCUGUUCUAAAGAAAAACGACAGGAUAACGAUGAAAUGAUGUAUGCAAAUGAUGUAUAGGUUAGUGUUACGAAAAUCUAUCACGGUGCCGGGUGUUAGUCAUUGUACUCACAAUUCUCGUGUGUCGUCAGACUUCACCUGGAUUAGUGAUAAAGACAAUCUCAUCUUGACAAAUAGUGCAGGUGAUGAAGUAGAUCGUCUCACAGAUUUACUUAGGAGUGCAUGGGGUGGACACACCGUGACUAGCAGUGGCGAUUUAAUUUAUCUAGACAGGGAGUUAAACAUCAUCAAAUUAACCAUAUAUAACAAAGUAAAGACUAUAUUAAUAAAGUACAUAGAACCAUGGAAGCCACGCUGUGUAUGCAGCUCUCCCUCCACUGGAGACCUGCUUGUCGGGAUGGUUAAUGCUGAUACAGUAACAGCCAAGGUAAACCGUUACACUAAAACGGGGCAAUGCAUACAGACCAUACAGCACGACAACAAAGGUCAGGGACUGUAUAGACUACCUAACUACAUCAAAGAGAACCUCAAUGGAGAUGUUAUCGUGUCUGACGUGGACCGUGUAGUGGUGUCCAAUGGUGGAGGAAGACUCCGAUUCUGCUACGAAGGGCCUCUACCAAGAUCACGACUAAAACCACGUGGAAUUUGUACUGAUGAGCUAUCACACAUUCUGGUGUGUGAUGUUAGGACCGGCUCAGUACAUAUAAUUAGCAAGGACGGUGAAUUUCUGUCACAGAUAAAAACAUCACAAGACAGGAUAUACACACCCUGCGGCCUGAGUUAUGAUGACAGAACUCAGUUACUCUGGGUCGGAUCUGAAACAAGCAACAAAGUGAACAUCUAUAGACUUGUUUAUGGGGACUAUCUGGCCGGCACAUAUCUCCCUCUGGAGAAGAAAGAGUGUUCGAAGCAUCCCAGUUAUUCAUUGACCGAGUUCUGUGUCCCGUGUGAGACUUCUUUGUGUGAGAUCUGUAUCACGACCUCUAGUGGUCAUAAACAUCAUGACGUUAGGGAUGUUGAGAAAUUGUUUCAUGAUAUUCACAAGAGAAAGGAUGGAGAUGCACUUUUGAUGUGCCUUCUUCUUUGUCAGAACUACAGAAUAAAUCUUGAAGAAGAACAUUGGAUGGAGAAAUAUAAUGCUGUGGCUGACGUUUUCAAAUUUAAGAAGCUUAAGAAGAAAUUCGAUUUCAGCAAACUGAAAAAGUACAAACCAGUGCUGAAACAGAAUAGUUCAAUUGUCGAGUUUUCAUGCAAAUUCUUCAGAGACACCAGCUUUCUAAGAUUUGCAAAAGAACGGAGAUUUGUUGAUAUGUUUCUAUUUUGGGCAGAAAAAGAAAACAUUUCAAAGUUCUGCAGGUCAUCAAAUUAUUUGAGAAGAGAAGAUGAGGAAGAAGUUUGUUGUUGGUUAUUGGAAAAUCAGACGGAACAGCUGAUAGAUCGACUUGGAGAGGACAUGUUCACACACGUAACAAUGAAGGACAAAUCAAUACAUGAACUAGUAUAUAGCAAACUGGGUAUACCAGUACAGGUUAUAAUGAGAGGAGAUGACUCCGUGAAAAAUUUCCUGGACAAUCUCAAGAAAGGAAAGACAACAAUGUACUACGCCACUGGGAUGUUGAUAGGGUGUGCAGGCAGCGGGAAAUCAACACUGCUAGGGAGGUUAAAGGACAUCGACCUGGAGAAAAUUCAGAAAAACACAAGAUCCACUAGGGGAAUAGAUAUCCAGACAGACGUCUUUGAUGUGUCAAAUACAAUCGAAGUUAAUUUUUCAAACCAAAAACAACGUUUUUCGGUUAUGCUUGAUGAAAAAAGUCAAUAUCACAAUGUUACAAAACCUCCUGAAGAAAUAUCUGAUGAAAUGAAAUCGGAUGAGACGAAAUCGCUGGAUAUUUGCGACCCGAGGGAUAUUGAAGAAGCUCCUAUUAGCGAGGCCACUUAUAAUUAUAAUGAAGAGGUAUCACGUGACAGCAUAAACACAGAAAGUGAGUUGCUCAAGGGAGAUAUCGCUGCUGCUCCACUUUCUGAAAAAGCAGAUGAAAAAGCAACUCAAAGUCGAAAUGCUACCGAUAAUUUAGAAAGUUUAGGCAUUCUAAAGGUUUCAAAAAGUGUUUUGGAUGAACCAGAGAAAAAAAUCUCAAUGGUUGAUUUUGCGGGACAGUGCUCAUAUUAUUCCUCACACCAGAUUUUUUUGAGUCCACGAGCAUUCUUCAUUUUGGUGUUCAAUAUGGAGAAAAAAUUAAAUGAAAUCGUUGGAAAAGAAGUGUGUAAUCAAGAAGGUUCCAUUUACAAAGGAUGGACACACAGAGAUUAUGUAACAUUUUGGGCAAAGAAUAUUCACCAAUACAGCAGUAAAAAGGCUCCAAUUAUACUUGUCGGCACUCAUGCAGAGGAAAAGACAGAAGAGGAAAAAGGAGAGUUUUUCCGUGAGAUUUGGAAGACUUUGGAAACAAAGGACAAGUCCCUACAAAGGCAUCUUGACAAGAAGAAGAUGUUUGCCAUAGGUUUCCAUGAAAAUGAAAGCAUUGAUAAAAUCAAAUUGUCAAUUAUUGAAAUUGUUCAGAAACUUGAUCACUGGGGUGAAAAGCUUCCGCAUUCCUGGGCUAUGUUUGAAAACUUCUUUCAGGAGAAGAAACACCUGAAAAUUAUAAAGAAAGGGGCACUUUUUGAUUUCAAUGAAGCAUUGCCAAAUGAUAUUACAUUGGCGACUGAUGAAGAUAUAAAUACUAUGCUGCAGUAUUUCCAUGAUGUCAAAGAAAUCUUAUAUUUUCAUCAAAAAUUUCUCGAAAGAGUAAUUAUACUCGAUGUUCAGUGGUUUGCAGAUGCAUUCAAAAAUAUAAUUACUGAUAAAAACCAUGCAAAGGAGGAUUUGUUAGAGUAUGCAUCAGUGUGGGAUAAAUUUAAUGUGACUGGAGAAUUGAAUGACACUUUGCUGUCUGCGAUAUGGAAAAUGAACAAUAAUGAAUUCAUGGAACACAAAGAUGAUAUCAUGCUGUACAUGGAGAAGCUGGGGCUUUUGGCUAAAGUUGAUAACAAAAAAUGGUAUGUUCCCUGUAUGAACAAAAAACAAUUUCCAAUGAAUGCGUUUACAUCAUAUCCUGCUUCAUCCAUCCUCUGUUUCACAUUUGAUAUUCUUCCUGCGGGCAUAUUCCAUCGCCUUGUAGCAAGUUGCAUGCAAAUUCCUUGGAGUAUUGUCACAGAAAAAACGGGAGAAAAAGAACAGCCCUGCAUUUACCAGACAGCGGCUGUGUUUCUGUAUAGGGACCACAACGUUUUGGUUGGAAUGACGUCAACAGAAAUUCAAUUGCAGGUGUUCGUUAUAGAUGGAGAAGUUGAUUUAACUACAUGUACUCAAAUACAAGAAGAAAUUGAAGGUGUAUUGCAUAUGCUCUCAAAUACAUUCCAGAAAAACAUGAAAUACCAAAUUGCCUUCAAAUGUAAACCUGUCGGCUUCUGCGAUAGUGAAAGAAGUCAUGUGAUCAAGGAAUAUGAGUUCAAAGAGCCCACUUUUCAGUGCCCUUAUUGUCCUUGGCGUGAAAAGCAUAUUAUUCACACAAGCAACGUCACCAAAUACUGGAAAAAGAAAAGUCAAGCUAAGAAUGUAAUUGAAAAGGAGAGCAUUCCAAACCCAAUCGAAUUUAUUUUAAAUGUGGUGUCUAAAAGACUACGUGGCAUAACAUCUCCUAUACUUGCUGCUAACUUUGGAGUACACCUUGAAGAUACCAAUUUAUGUCUUGACGAAGAAAGAUUUAGAAUUCUCUAUAAAUGGAAAUGCAAAUAUUCAGCUUUAGAUCACUUAAAAGAGCUGGAGGGAAUUUUAAGGAAAGCAGAACAAUCAGACGCUGCAGAUUGUAUCGGGACUGUCCAAUUUUCUGACUUUCGUUACGCUGAAAUUUUUAGACCUUGCCAGGGUGUUUCAAAGAAAGAUAUCUUGGUGUUAUCUGAGAAACUUUCUAAUAACUACACUCAUUUGGUACGGUUUUUAGGUCUGCCACAUAUUUGUAUAGAACAAAUUGAGGCAAAUAUUCGUUACAUCGAAGAUAGAAUAUUUAAAUCUCUUAUGAAAUUGAAAGAAAAGCGUCCAUAUUUAAGCCACCAGGAUAUUUGCAGGGCUUUGAAGUUUAUAGAACGAAGUGAUGUUGCUGAUUAUCUAAACAUUCAGUGGAAGUCUGAGUAAAAAAAAAAUAUAUUUUUAGUAAAUUAUAUUCUUUACAGAAACGAUUUCACCAUAGCAUAGGGUGUACUCUCAAGGAUGGCUAGAAAUAAAGAUGUACAUAUGCAUGUAAAUACAGUUAUGAUAAUUGUUUCUUAAGGAAUUUCCAUCCUCACAAUAUUAUAGGUUCAAAGUACAAAAACUGCAUAUAUUUUCGUUCAAUAUACUUUAAACUUUCCAUUUAUUGCAAAAAAUGUAUAGGUCACCAUAUUAUUUAAGAUGCAAAACAUAAAUAAACAGAACUGUAUGUCAACAUAAAAAAAUUGUACAUUUUUUGUUAAAAGUAUUGAGAAAAAUAUGUAAAAACUGGUUAAUAUGCAAAAUUCUGAUGCUGAGUG
Saccostrea cuccullata (small rock oyster) is the source of this 4999-nucleotide messenger RNA. RefSeq lists its product as uncharacterized. Gene Ontology annotation, cellular component: extracellular region. The record is from RefSeq and is a predicted model, not a curated record. Gene Ontology annotation, molecular function: zinc ion binding. The transcript is spliced from 12 exons. The coding region runs from base 495 to 4625 and encodes 1376 amino acids. Lineage: Eukaryota; Metazoa; Mollusca; Bivalvia; Ostreida; Ostreidae.